Molecule: messenger RNA, 420 nt
Organism: Aspergillus pseudotamarii
Lineage: Eukaryota; Fungi; Ascomycota; Eurotiomycetes; Eurotiales; Aspergillaceae
Exons: 3
Coding region: 1-420 (139 amino acids)
Source: RefSeq, a predicted model, not a curated record
AUGCAGGAAGCUUUGGUGGAUUUCUUGCACAACAAUACGCCAUUACUUAUCCUUCGCAUGUUUCACACCUCAUACUGCGAGGCACAGCGGUAUCGUAUCACCAAGCGAUUCAGGUACUGGAAGGUCGCAUUCAUCGCGCACCUGGCCUCUCUAUGGGAAUGUUCUGCUUCGCUUUAUAGCGAGUCUUUCGAUGCGGACAUUGCCUUGCGUGGAAAUAUGGACAGUGUGUUCUACGCUAAGUCACAAAGUAGGGAGAACAUCCUAUUAGUCGAGCGUUAUGCGGACUCAGAAACAGAUAAUUUAUACGCACAACCGGAGAGGUCCUUUGACUAUAGAGAUAGCCUCUCAACUGUGACGGUAAAAACUCGGAUAAUUUUCGGCGAGCGAGACUGGAUUGUCCACUGGGGCAGUCGCGGGUGA